CGCACGCCCCGCCUCCUCCCCUUCCCCGGCAGUCCCGCGAACCCCGAGCGCACUGAAGAUGGCGGCCGCAGUGGGACGAUUUCUCCGGGCUUCGAUUGCCCGACAUGUGAGUGCUAUUCCUUGGGGCAUCUCUGUCCCUGCAGCCCUUAGACCUGCUGCUUCCCGAAGAACAUGCCUGACAAAUGUAUUGUGGUCUGGUUCUGGUCAAGCAAAAUUCGCUUUUAGCACCAGUUCCUCAUACCACGCUCCUGCCGUCACCCAGCACGCGCCCUAUUUUAAGGGCACUGCCGUUGUCAACGGAGAGUUCAAAGACCUAAGCCUUGAUGACUUUAAGGGGAAAUAUUUGGUGCUUUUCUUCUAUCCUUUGGACUUCACCUUUGUGUGUCCUACAGAAAUUGUUGCUUUUAGCGACAAAGCCAAUGAAUUUCACGACGUGAACUGUGAAGUUGUUGCUGUUUCAGUGGAUUCUCACUUCACGCAUCUCGCCUGGAUCAACACACCAAGGAAGAAUGGCGGCUUGGGCCACAUGAACAUCGCACUCCUGUCAGAUUUGACAAAACAGAUUUCCCGAGACUAUGGCGUGCUCUUGGAAGGCCCCGGUGUUGCUCUAAGAGGUCUCUUCAUCAUUGACCCCAAUGGAGUCAUCAAGCAUUUGAGUGUCAACGAUCUCCCUGUGGGCCGAAGUGUGGAAGAGACCCUCCGCUUGGUGAAGGCGUUCCAGUUUGUGGAAACCCAUGGAGAAGUCUGCCCAGCAAACUGGACCCCGGAUUCUCCUACAAUAAAGCCACAUCCAACUGCUUCCAAAGAAUACUUUGAGAAGGUAAAUCAGUAGAUCAUCCCAUGUGUACCCACCUCUUCUCACAUCAGGAAAGAGCUGCAGUUGGAACUCACUUUGAGCAUUUCAAAGAUGAUUAUUUAUAGAAGACAAAACACCAAUUAUGCUUGUAUUCAUAAAUAAUACUCUAAAUGUUUUAGUGACUUUGUAACAUUGGCUGAGGCUUUUAAAUGUCCUCACACACUUAAAGCAUCCUUUAUUGGUAACCUCUUGAUGGCUGGCUAGUUUAUAGAAUGCUAGUUUACCUGUUGCUUGGAUUAUCUUUAAUGGAAAGAGGAAACAUUCUUUGUUGGCCUUACUUGAACCUUCGUGUACACCGGAAUAGUACAACACUCACUGAAGCUUCUGAUCAAGGGUCCUGAAAAGUUUCUUCUUGCAUUUCUUUGUACAAAACUGAAUUUUAAGGUAACAAAGAUCAUACAUAGUUUUAAGGUGUUAACAUCAGUGGUCUAAUUUAACUCUUGCAAUGAAUGGAUAUGUACUUGAAACAAAUGAGAAUCAUGUUUUUAAAAAACACGGUGGUGGGGCGCCUGAGUGGCUCAGUCGUUAAGCAUCUGCCUUCUGCUCAGGUCGUGAUCCCAGGGUCCUGGGAUCGAGCCCUGCAUCGGGCUCCCUGCUCAGCUGGAAGCCUGCUUCUCCCUCUCCCACUCCCCCUGCUUGCGUUCCUUCUCUUGCUGUGUCUGUGUCAAAUAAAUAAAUAAUCUUAAAAAAGGCACAGUGGCAGAGUGACUUAGGUGAUCGCGCAUAUUUCUCGUCCCUGAGAUUAAUAUAGUUAUUUUACUUGUUAGCUGACAUAGGGUCUACAUACAAUUCCAGAUAUUGAUUGGGUGUAAUUAUAAAGGAUAUUUAUCGAGUCUAGGAAUUGCAUUUUGAAAUCAUUGUAAUUAUUUUUUCUGAAAUGCUCAAUGUGUAAAGUACAUAAUAAACAUAUUUUAAAAAUA
Zalophus californianus (California sea lion) is the source of this 1776-nucleotide messenger RNA. RefSeq names its product peroxiredoxin 3 (gene PRDX3). Bases 59 to 832 code for a protein of 257 amino acids. The transcript has 7 exons. Gene Ontology annotation, molecular function: thioredoxin peroxidase activity. Gene Ontology annotation, cellular component: mitochondrion; cytosol. Lineage: Eukaryota; Metazoa; Chordata; Mammalia; Carnivora; Otariidae. Gene Ontology annotation, biological process: response to oxidative stress; cell redox homeostasis; cellular response to stress. The record is from RefSeq and is a predicted model, not a curated record.